UUAUUUUUCUCGUCAUGUUGACAUGUAACUCCAUGUGAAGCAAUCAAAAUUAGAGUUUACAGUUACAGUUAAAAAUAUUUAAUAGUUUAAAAAAUCGUGGAUGUUGUGUUUAAUUAAAUAUUUUUCUGCCAUGUACCCUAAAGACAAUAUAAAGGAUUACCUUACCGUCGAUAUCGAAUGUCAUAAGCCGAGUUCUCGUGUGUAAAUGCGUCGAAAUAAUGUGAAGUUCCGCUGAUUUUUCAACAUUCAAGGAGGAAACACAGGAAAGAAAAAAUGGCGGAUACUUCAAAUAAUAGCAUUGCGGACAUGACAUCAAUAACCGAAAUAGACGAAAAUGGAAUAAACUGUAAUCUAAGGCUUCGUUACUCUAAUGAUAUAAUAUAUACAUACUCUGGAACAAUAUUGAUUGCAGUAAAUCCAUACAAAUGUAUUAAUAUCUUUAACAAGGAUUAUGUCCAGCAAUAUCACAUGUCCAAAAUGGGAUCAUUAGACCCUCAUGUUUUCGCUCUUGCUGAAGCCGCCUAUAGAAGCAUCGUCGAAGAAAACAUUAAUCAGUCCUGUCUUAUUUCUGGAGAAUCUGGAGCUGGGAAAACAGAGUCAACAAAAUUUGUUUUACAAUAUUUAUGUGCUAUAACAUCUAAUGUUUCAACUUGGAUUCAGCAACAAAUUUUAGAAGCGAAUACCAUAUUGGAAGCCUUCGGUAAUGCCAAAACUAUUCGCAAUGAUAAUAGCUCUCGGUUUGGAAAAUUCAUGCAGGUGUGCUUCAACGAAAAACACACCAUUGGAGGUUGUGUAAUACAAGAUUAUUUACUUGAACAAUCACGGAUAACAUUUCAAGGUCCAGGAGAACGCAACUACCAUGUUAUGUAUCAAUUAGUAGCGCAAGGACAAACAAAUAAGGAUAUGGGAGAAAUGUUGUACUUAAGACCUCCAGAAUUUUAUAGAUAUUUAAAUACUUCUGAGGACAUUUUGAUGGACCUUAGCUUAGAAUCAAGGAAAUUUAAUGAACUGACGAUGGCACUUACAGUAUUGCAAAUUCCACAGUCAGAUAUAGAUUGUAUUUUUAGAGUUUUAAGCUCUAUAUUAUGGUUAGGUAAUAUCGAAUUUGUGGAUAUAGACGGAGAGCGAUGUGACUUUUCGGAAUCUGAUAAAGAUAUUAUAGUCAUAUUAUCCAAAAUGCUGGGUCUCACCGAAGAUGAGCUUAAUAUGGUUCUUUUACUACGCCAAAUAAACGUACGAGGGAACAUAACUGAAAUACCACUAAAACUACAUGAGGCAAAAGAAAAUAGACAUGCUAUGGCUAGAGCCCUAUAUUCCAAGACUUUUACUUGGCUUGUAAAUAAAAUAAACAUCUGCACAAGUCCUGGAAAAGAUUUCAAGCAAUUUUUAGGUGUUCUUGAUAUUUUCGGGUUUGAAAAUUUUACGAAGAACUCGUUUGAACAACUUUGUAUUAACUAUACUAAUGAGAAAUUGCAUAAAUUCUUUAAUCAUUACGUCUUUGCAUUGGAACUAGAAAUUUAUAAGCAAGAAGAUAUAAAUUAUACUCACGUCGAGUUUACAGACAAUUCAUUAUGCUUGGAGCUUAUAGAAAAACCUCCACGAUGUAUAUUUAAACUUCUGACUGAACAAUGUCAUAUGCCAAAGGGAUCUGAUUCAGCCUAUUUAAAUAAUCUGCAUACGGAAUUCGAAUACAAUCCUAUGUACAUAAAGGGUUUAGAUCGUCGGCAUUGGGAAACAGAGUUUGGUAUUAGACACUACGCCGGAAAAGUAAUUUAUUCAGUGGAAGGAUUUGUUGAUAAAAAUCGAGAUAUGCAACAAGAUGUGCUGUUUGAUUAUAUGAGCCGCACUGACCAUAAAUUUCUUUGCGAACUUUCUAAAAACCAGGAUCAAGCGUGCUCUAAUUUAAUACAAAAUGUAUCAGCCAGUCAACGUGGUACAAGUAAAUCAAAAUCAACAGUCAGUGAUCAAUUUCGUCAACAAUUGCAAUCUUUAAUUGAUGUACUCCAGAAUACAAAACUUUGGUAUAUUCGAUGUAUAAAACCAAAUUCUCUUAAGCAAGCCAAUAUUUACAAUGAAUCCUUAGUACUUGAUCAAUUGCGGUAUCUUGGAAUUUUAGAUAUAAUUCGAAUAAGACGGGAAGGCUUUCCUAUUCAUCUGACUUUCUCCGAAUUUAUUACAAAAUAUAAAUGUUUAAUAAGAAAUAAAACAUAUUCUAAUAGCCGUAAUGACAUACUUCUUGUAUUAAGGGAACUUCAAGUCCCUGAAACUGAAUGGCAAAUUGGUAAAACGAAAAUAUUUUUAAGAAGUUCUGCAAAUGACCCAUUAGAGAAUGAAAGAAAAAGUAUAAGAUGUGCCAACUCAAUAAUUAUACAGAAAAACUGGAGACGUCAUUGGAACAACAAGUACUAUAAGAAUGUAAAGAAAUCCAUACUUAUUAUACAGCACGCAUAUAGGGGUUGGAAAUUGCGUAUUAAAUUUUUAAGAAUACGGCGAAGUGUAAUAAUAAUACAAAGUCGGCUACGUGGUGUAUUUGCAAGAGAGGUGGCAACUGCAUUACGUGAAAUGCGCCGUGUUGACGAAGAAAUGAAAAAGCGCGAAAGAAUCACAUAUGAAAGUCCAACAAAUGAUUUUAAAGCUAUUGAAGAUUGUGAGAGAUUAGUGCAAACGGAAAUUAAAGUGCUAGCUAAUAUGGCAGAGCACAUAAGUAACAGUAUAAGCAAAUCAAUAAUUGAAAAUACUGUUUCUGUAAAUAACUCCACUGAUAAUCCACAUGUCCAAAACUUAGAUACGGUUGAUUUGGAUAAUUUGUUCGCAUUUUUGACUGAAUCAACUACUUCACCAUCUAAUCCACUAAUUGAAGAAAUAAAUGAUACUAUGAAUAGCUUAGUACAGGAUCUUGAUGGCGAAAUUGAAACUUGUGUACAAAAGGAUCCACUAAAUUGCAUAGAUGAUCAAAAGAGGAAUAAUGCAUUACCGAUUUCAACACUUCCCGAACCUCUGAUGGCUCCACCUCCGCUUCCAGUAAACAAUACCCUCGGAAUAGAAACUAACCAUGUGAAACCGGAACCUAUAUAUGAAUCAUUAACACAUUCAAAUGAAUCAAAAAAUACUGCAGAUAUAAAUACUCAAUUACCCUUAUGCAUACGAGGAAAAGAAAACGGAACAACAAUGAUAACAUCAAUAACAUCAAUAGACAACGAACGUGAACAAAGAAGAAAGUUUAGAGUUGAAAAAAAAUUACAAGAAAUGCAUCAAAAUGAAAUUCAAAAUGAAGUCUGCAACAAUGACUCACGCUAUAAUAUUUUGAAUUUUGCUGAACAUUUUUUUAAUGCACAUGAGCGGUUGAUAGAUGGAACAUUAAUAUCAACAAUAACAAGAAAAGGCAAGAAGGCUGUGGACGUAACGCCCAAACAUGAAAUGAUUACAUUUACUAGAACUGAUAAAAUUCCAACGUCACAUAUACACAUGUAUGAUCCAGAAAAUAUUUCACUGUCUUGUAAUAUAUUUCGGGAACUGUCUAAAUAUAUGCGCGGUGAGCAAAAUGCGGAGCGUGAACUACAAAGCAUUCAGUAUAUUAUUGGAUUGGGUAUUGAAAGAGAAGAAUUGCGAGAUGAAAUUUUUGUGCAAUGUAUGCGACAAACAACAAAUAACCCUAAUUUGGAGUGGACUGACCGUUUGUGGCUUUUAAUGUGUCUUAUAAUAGUCGCUUUCCAACCAAGUAAAUUAUUAUUCAGAUAUUAUUUUUCAUUUUUAAAAGAAAAGCUAGCUAUUUUUGACGGAAAAUUAAGACAAUAUGCGCAAUGGUGCUUCGAUAAUUGUAAAUGUACAAAAGUCUCGACGCGAUUACAACCACCUUCAAGUGUAGAAGUUGCAGCUAUGAGACGUCUAGGCACAAUUGUCUGCAGAUUUUUCUUUUUAGAUUCCCGUACAAAAGCUAUUGACGUUCAUCCUACUGAUACAGCCAUUGAUGCAGUACAGAAACUUGCAGAUAAACUUAAUUUGUCUUCAAUUGAAGGUUGGGCAAUAUUUCAAUCACGUCCUGAUGGCGAAGAACAUAUAAAAAGUUUUGAAUAUUUAUAUGAUGUAAUCUCUGAAUGGGAGUCUAAGCAGAACUCGUCUAAUAGCUACAAACGCCUUUCUAAUGGAUCUACAUAUGGAGAAAAUAGAUUUGUAUUUAAAAAAAGAUUGUUUAAGCCAACUCGAGAAUUAUCGCAGGAUCCUGUUGAAGUUGGAAUGUUAUACGCCCAAGCAGUAUACAGUAUUGUAAAAUGUGAUGAAUUUCCUGUCAGUGAGAAAGUUGCUCUACAAUUAGCUGGCUUGCAAGCACAAGUAGCACUUGGUGAUCCUUCCAAUCAGCCAAAACCUGAAUAUUAUUGUGAUAUCAAUAGUUUCUUACCAAGCCGUAUAUCUAAAACAAGAGAACAACAGUUUUGGAUACCUAUUCUUGCUCAAGCACAUCGACAAUAUGGAUCAUCAAGAAAUGAAUUAACUGCUAAAGUGUUGUACUUAAGUUGUGUUAUGCAAUACCCACUUUACGGAACAACCAUGUUUAACGUUAUAUAUAAAGGAUAUUGGAGCUUUGUCAAUAAUAUAAUUUUAGGAAUCAAUUGUGAAGGAGUUUUAUUCAUUCAACCUGAAGAUAAACUUAUUAUAUAUCAGUUUAAAUAUACAGAUAUAGAAUCCAUUUUAAUAGACCCAAGUGAUAGUUUUUUUACGAUAUCUCUGAAUCGCAUUCCUCACCAAUCUCCCAGACUUAACAAAGAUGAUAGCAUUUUAUUGGAUUUACAAAAAUGUUUUGUUUUUGAAACAGUACAAAAGAAUGAGAUUGGUGCUCUAAUUAUUUCAUAUUACCCAUCACUAUCAAAUUGGAUAUUAAGUAAUUUUGAUUGCACCAAAAAAGGAAAAGGAAUUACUAAUGAAGAUAGAACUAGAUUGUAUCAAAAUAUAAUUAUAUGCCGAAGACAAUUAAUUGAUUUAAAUGUAGUACGAAAACCUCAUGAAUCUGGUGGUUUCUUACGAAACACUCUAAGACGCCUAUCUAAACAUCGCAUUGAAAAACUGCGAACAGAACAAAGGACAAGUUCUCAAGAGCACGGAGAAACAUAUAAAGGAUUUUCUCAUUCAUUUUGGGCCUUCAGUAAGCAGCAAAUCACGUUUUGUUUAAGCUCACUUACGGAUCAAGAUGAAACAAUAAUGAUUCAGAUAUUUGAGUCAAUUUUACAAUUUUCCGGUCUCGGAAUACUAGGCGAGACAAUAAACCGAGCGGAGGAUGAGCAUACCCGCAUAGUACAAUCUAUUAUGGAUAAAUGCAUGAGAAAGGAUUCUCUACUAAAUGAACUUUAUCUUCAACUUAUUAAACAAACUACGGACCACCCUGAUGCCAACUCAAGGGUAAACCUGAGAAAUUGGUCUUUAUUAUCAGUUGCAUGCAGUGUCAUAUUGCCAUCCACAAAGGCUAUACGAAAAUAUUUAAUGGCACAUUUAAAAAGGUGUUCCAGUGAUUUUUUGUCUGAAGAAGGGAAAUAUGCCAGAUUUGCAGAAAAAUGUUUUUUAAGAACUCAAGGAACAAGGCGUCGACAAUGGAGUCCGAGCUGUGAAGAGAUAUUAUGUACGACCAAUCGAAGGCCAUGCUACUCAAAAAUUUACUUUAUGGAUGGCCAAUAUUAUUCUUUUGAGUUUCAUCCCAGCUCAACGGCCACUGAUGUUAUUCAAAUAAUAAAGAAAACAAUCGGACUUCACGAAAAUUCUCUAGGAUAUGCAUUGUAUGAAAUGUUGGGAAAUACUGAAAGAAGCUUAUCAAGCGAAGAGAAAGUUUGUGAUGUAAUGGCAAAAUGGGAGCGGUAUCGCAGUGUAUCUAAAAAGGAUUGUCAUAAUCAGAUCAACAAUUCCAUGCACUCUCAACAACAUCAUGCGUUUUUAUUUAAAAAGCAUUUGUUUUGUGAUGCUUAUAUUAAUUUGGACGACGCAAUCGAAAAAGAAUUACUUUAUCAUCAGAUACUACAUUCCUUAAGAAGUGAAAGAUAUCCUAUUACUGAAAUGGAAGCAAUUAUGAUUACUGCCCUUCAAGGACAAUUGGAAUUAGGAGAUUUUUCUGACAAAGUCAAUGACUACGGGUCUGUUGCCAGCCAUUGUUUACCACCGCGGUUCGUACCUAAUAUUCCUCAUGGAGCAGUUGCAAUGCAUCAUCAAAGCUUAAAAGGAAUGUUACCGGUAGAAGCCAAAAAAUCAUUUUUAAACUUAAUACAAAGUUGGCCUCUUCAUCGUGCAACAAUAUUUGACGUAAUGCAAUCUUUUACUUCCAAUUGGCCAAGGAUGUUGUGGUUGGCAGUUGACCAAAACGGUAUUCAUUUACUUGAGCACAGAUCACGAAAUAUUUUAUGUUCUCAUGAGUAUGAAUCAUUGAUAUCGUUCUCGCCUAAUAUGAACUCACUGAUGAUAUUUACUGGAACGGAAAAAAAACAAUCCAAAGUUAUCCUAAGCACAUCUCAGGCUUUUCAGAUAGCAACGCUCAUUAAUGAAUACUCCGAAAUAGUAAAAAAAACGAUGAACUCACAUUUAAAUAAUUAAUUAAUAAAAAUAUUUACACCAAUGUGUUCCCUAUAUAAAUAAACGGUUAAAACUUUACAUUUAAACAU
Messenger RNA from Drosophila hydei, 6635 nucleotides. It is a transcript of the gene Myo81F, whose product is annotated as unconventional myosin-VIIa. Gene Ontology annotation, cellular component: actin cytoskeleton; vesicle; myosin complex. The coding region runs from base 274 to 6567 and encodes 2097 amino acids. NCBI's taxonomy places the organism in Eukaryota, Metazoa, Arthropoda, Insecta, Diptera, Drosophilidae. The transcript has 23 exons. Gene Ontology annotation, biological process: signal transduction; actin filament organization; vesicle transport along actin filament. Gene Ontology annotation, molecular function: ATP binding; actin filament binding; microfilament motor activity. The record is from RefSeq and is a predicted model, not a curated record.